Messenger RNA from Anneissia japonica, 3975 nucleotides. RefSeq names its product stromelysin-1-like. Gene Ontology annotation, molecular function: metalloendopeptidase activity; zinc ion binding. The record is from RefSeq and is a predicted model, not a curated record. Lineage: Eukaryota; Metazoa; Echinodermata; Crinoidea; Comatulida; Comatulidae. Gene Ontology annotation, cellular component: extracellular matrix. Gene Ontology annotation, biological process: extracellular matrix organization; proteolysis; collagen catabolic process. The coding region runs from base 258 to 1652 and encodes 464 amino acids. The transcript has 8 exons.
UCGCAACUGUAUGCGCUAUUUCUGUACGGGACGGGUUCCAUUCGCUGUGCGGUUGCACAGUCAAGCGGUUGGAGCAUUACGUCGGAGCACAGAUCCAGAGGAAUGCUUAUACAAAAUACGCAAUAAUCCGUCUUCUGAUAUAUUUAAGUUGAAGCGAAUCGGCCGAGGUGCCCAAUCGUUUGCGCUCCUCCAGGGAACGAACUGUAUUCAAACGUUUACAAAAGCAGUAGAGUAUUAGACUAGUGCUGCAAUAAACUAUGUUCCAGCUUCAAUGUCUAUGUGUAGCACUUAUGUUCGGCGUCUGCACUGCUAGAUCUUUUAGCAAAGGUGCAUUCGUAUUAGGAACGGGACUCGAUCCAAACUUUCAAGAGAACAGUCAAACAGGUGUAACUUUGAAACCAACGUUAAAUGAAGAUGGAGAAGAUUCGAACCAAGCCGUCACAUACUGCGGUGUACACGACCCGUCUCCAGAUGACGGUAACUACACAAUAUGCCCAAACGGAAGGUGUAAACGCUAUGCGCACUACAAUAUAAAAUGGAAAAGUAAUCUAGUCAAAUACAGAAUUGGAUCUUAUCCAUGGAGAACAGACAUGAGUCAAAGCGACACCCGGCGCAUAGUUGCUGCAGCAUAUAAAUUAUGGAGUGACGCAACACCUUUAGAAUUUAAGGAAGUAGGCAUAAACGGUAAAGCAGACACUGUCAUUAAAUUUGCUGCGAGGGCGCAUGGAGAUCGUAUGAAAUUCGACGGACCUGGGAAUGAGCUGGCGCAUGCGUACCACUUGAUGGGUGGUUAUAAGGACCUGAAUGGUGAUAUACAUUUUGAUGGCGAAGAAUAUUGGACUAAAUAUAAACCAAGUGGCUACAAACGUAAUCUAUUCACGGUACUAGCUCACGAAAUCGGCCACACAUUAGGUUUGUCUCAUUCCACAAAUCCAGACGCUUUGAUGUACAGAUAUUACCAGCGAUUACAACAAAAUUAUAAACUUUCCAAAGACGAUAUAGCAGGAAUUCAAGAUCUUUAUGGACCAAAUCCUGAAAAAAAGGUAGUAAGAGUAAAAAAGGCAUUUUGCAAUCCAGGAUUUGAUGCCACACUGACAAUCAGGGGCGAAUUAUUUAGUUUUGAUAAUACUCAUUUUUGGAGGGUAUCUUCAAAGGGUAAACUGGUUAGUCCACAAGAAGGUCACGUGGGUUCUACAGUUUUUCGACUUCUUCCACAAUCACUCGAUGCUGCAUAUGAACGACCGACGGACGGAAAACUAAUAUUUUUUAAAGGUUCACACUACUAUGAAUAUUCUGACUUUUAUCUUAGUAAAUGGAAACAACCAAUAUACUUGCGAUAUCCACGCGUACCACGUGAUGGCAUUGACGCGGUAAUGGCAAUACCGAAAACAAAAAAGACAUAUUUCUUUAAAGGACCAUUUGUAUGGCGGUUUGAUGAGAGGCUAAAACGGGUUGAUAGUGGUUAUCCAACUACCACUUCAAAACUGUGGUUAGGAGCUCCGACAAGUGUUACUGCAGCAUUUUAUGUAAACCAUCGGAUUGUUCUAAUAAGCAACGAUGCAUACUACAUUUUGAAGAAAAAGAGUGGUAAAAAAGCUCGUAUAGGAAAGGGAAAAUUCUCGGAAAAUGUUAUGAGGUUGAAAUGCUAUUAGGAAAGAUUCAUAAAGUUAUAUAAAAAGAGAAUACCAGAGUGCUAACCCUAUAAAGGCGGGCGGACAUUGCAUCGCCAACGCGAUAUAAUGGAGACUGCAACGGCGCGAAGAGAGGCAGACGACGACGGAUCGUUUUUUACGAUGAAUUCGCUCAGACACGAUAGCCCACAGAUCGGCGUUGGAUUUGUUGGCCACGUACGUCUAAAGCAACUUUCACUUUAAGGAAAAAACCGGACUGGAACCGGAGUGUAAAUGUGAGCACUUCUAUACCCGGCACUUCGCCACUACUUCGAACGUUCAGAACGGCGGACGGUGCCGGUCGGGUUUUUUUUUUCUCCUUGUGUGAAUUAAUAUACAAUACUUUCGUCAUGAAAAUGGCAGCCAAAACGGCCAGAACACUUUUCUAACAAAAAUGGCCCAAUAGACCUUCAUUCACCCUAACUAAUCUUGCCGCAUGUUUUAUAAAGGCCUGUUUCUGAUCAGGUUUGUAAAAAUAGGUCUGUCUACAACAGAGAAAGCUUUAGGCCCCUGAUGUUUUAUAUUUUGCUGUGUUAUCAGGCAUUGGCCUUCUUUGCAUUGAUGUGGCGCGUUUCUCUUGUAUGCCGUUUUGAUACUUGUUAGUUUGCAGUGUGUCGUUUUGGUUAUACCGUUUUGGUAUAUUGCCGUUUUUAUUUAAAGGCGUUAGUUUCGCUGGAUAAACCGAUUAUUGCCAUUAUUCCUUAAAUGAACACCCCCACGAAAAACAGAACCGUCCGUCUUUGGCACAAUGCGAUCCUUUCUUUGGCACCCAUGUCGUAUAGGCCUAUAGUCGGUUUAUCCAGGUAUUACACUCAGACUACCAACAUCAGUUGAUUUGUGUAAUUUCAAUGUCGCGUAAUCAAUGGGAGCGCUCUAGUAUUCUUCAUAUAGUAACAAUGUGAUAGAGAUAUCAGGGGCGGAUCCAGAAUUUAUCAAACGGGGGUGGGGAAUACCGUACUAAAUUAUCAGAAUAGAUAAGUGGGGAGUGUUAACAGCUACUGUCAGUGGUAUAAUAACGAUACCGGGCCUAUUGGAACAUUUUGUAUCUGUAUUUUAUUGUUUCUUCAUAUUUCAUACAUGCCAGUGUUAUGUAUUGAAAUCAUAAGAAUAAUUGCAAAAUGGGAUGGAUCCGCCCCUGGAUAUUAUGAAGUGUCCAAAUAUCAUAAAAUACAUGUAUUCCUCUUUACACGUGAUUUUUGUCGGCAAUCCAUUCAUCAUGGUCAUGUAACCUUGCCUGGGGCCCGAAUAAAUUGCUUAUUGUCGACUAUCAUCAUUUUUACUCACUCCUUUUUCUCACAAGAUUCAAAUCAUUAAUUGGUUACUAUUCACUGAAAAUACCGUACAAGAUAAAACAAGUGUAUUAUUAGUUCAGGAAUAUAGGACAGUGCACCCUCCAAUUCGAGACAACCUUUUAUCAAUUAACAAAAUAACAAUCUUCAAUGUUUUAACACAUAGCUAACCCUGUAAUUCGAGACUGAUCCCACGAGGCCGACCCACAUUUUCAGGUACGGUCCGAAUCGGAGGGCAAACUGUAUGUUAGGCUCUUUUCACGCAACAAUAUUCCAACAAUGACUUUUAAUAUAAGUUUAUGUGACCAACCAAUGAACUACAUUCCUUUUAAAGUUUAAUCCUAAUUGUCCUUAUUACCUGUAACCAUACACUGUGAAAACUUCGCUAAAUUUAAAGGAAUCUGUGAUCUAUAUUGAUUUGUCAAUGUUAAAUAAAUUUUGAAAGUUAAUAGGGAUCGACAAUAUACUAGCUGAUGACGUCAUACUUAAUACAAUUUCCGUUCUAAUACUUCCUAUUAUUCGAAAUGUUGUUUAUACUUAGCGAAUGAAUUGCAAGUGUUUUGACUACCAUAGAACCCCCUCCUUGGGGACACAAGGGACACCCUAUUAAGGGGACACGUUUUUGGGCACUAAACGAGGGAAGUAUAUCUUUUAACACUACUGCCAACCCCUAUAUGGGGUACACCCCUAUUAAGGGGACACUUUUGGUCCCGAAGGUGUCUCCUUAAUAUGGGUUCUACUGUAUUUUGCUUAUAAUUUUGUACUGAUUAUUAUAAUGUUAUGUUUUAUUGAUUUACGUAUUAUAGUGUAUAUAGCUGUAUCAUUGAAUUAACCUAUGUUUUUAGCAACCGUCUCUUUUGUGUUAACUUUAUAUUGUUUAAUUAUGGGUUGUUUGUUAACUAAAGUUCCUUUUAACUAGUAAUUAUUUGGAACUUAAUUGUUUUCUGCAAAAAAUAAAUAAAUAAAUAAAAUAAAUAAUGGUUGUAGAACAACCCCUUGAAUAAAGGACGAAGUUU